AGCGACGAGUAGAUGGAUCAGGAAGUAACUACAUCAAAAUGUUGCCUUCUACUGCCGCAAACCAAAAUGUCUCCCAGAACACCACAUCUUAUUUGAAAGACACGGAUCUAGGAGAACCACACACAUCUGAAGAUCAUGGGAUAUCCUUUUACGUUUAUUAUUACGGGAUGUUUUGUAUAAUAACGUGUAUUAACAUACCCGGGAAUACCAUGGUUAUCAGAGCUGUGAUAAAGAAUCCCCACCUCCACAAGCCAUGUAAUAUUUACAUUGUGAGCUUGGCUGUUACAGAUUUACUUAUUGGAGUCAUUUAUCCUUUGUACAAUGUUGCUCAUCUAGAACACGUACCGGAAGUUAGUCGUGCUUUAGGUCAGUGGAGUGUUUGUCGUUUCUUGGUGUCUGAGGUGCUUGCCUUGGGUAUUAUCUGUUCUUAUCACUUGGUAGCCAUCACGGUUACCCGGUAUGUCGCCAUUUUGUACCCGUUACGGUAUCACCUCUACGUCACAACCAAAUCCACAAAGUACACCAUUUUUAGUAUUUGGGUCCUAUCCCAUUGUACGUGCAUUUUGAUGUAUACUCUUUACAACCCAGAGAAAUACAUCAGUCGCCCUGUUGUUUGUCGCUAUGAGCUGAUCUUCUCUAUAACACAUGUGAUUAUGUUCCUCAUUAUCCAGUUGUUUCUACCUCUCCUAAUCAUGCUGCCUCUGUAUGCUAGAAUCGUCAGGAUUGCAAGAAAUCAGGCAAAAGCUAUAGCUCUUCAAGAUCGAGUGCUGGGAAAUAAAAGCGAUAGAUCAAGUUAUGCAUUUAAUUUCAUUCGCCGACAAGAACUGAAAUCUACAGUAAUGGUGUCUGUUUUGUUGGGCUUCUACAUCAUUGGAUGGACGCCGAUGAUAAUACUCUUUUUCUAUGAAAUAACUUGUGUUAAAAAGUGCGUGCAAUCUCCAUUUAUUAGAGCUACUUGUCGAAUUCUUCUAUAUAUGAACUCGGCUGUAAACGUAUUUAUUUACGCAGGCCGUUUGCCAGAAUUUCGAAAAAGCAUUCAAAAUGAUAUAACAAAGCUACAAAAAUAUUUUUGUUUUUGUAGAAAGUAG
This is a messenger RNA of Saccostrea cuccullata (small rock oyster), 1088 nucleotides long. RefSeq names its product melanocortin receptor 5-like. Bases 39 to 1088 code for a protein of 349 amino acids. Lineage: Eukaryota; Metazoa; Mollusca; Bivalvia; Ostreida; Ostreidae. The transcript has 5 exons. Gene Ontology annotation, molecular function: G protein-coupled receptor activity. Gene Ontology annotation, biological process: G protein-coupled receptor signaling pathway. The record is from RefSeq and is a predicted model, not a curated record. Gene Ontology annotation, cellular component: membrane.